AUGCACGACUGGCUGAUCUCUCAGAUCUCAUCUUUGACUGAGCCUAUCACUGAUCUUAUUCAUGCGUUUGGUGUACGGUUGGCCAAUUGGGUCAUUGAUUUACAAAUUUCGUCGACAGUUUACAUCAAGACUUUGGAUCCAAUGUUUAAUAUUUCCGAGGCAAACAAUGCUGACUGCAUUGAAACACCUCCCCUAAUGGAGGACCUUCGUAAAAAUUAUGGUUUAUACGAUGUUAAUGAACUUUCAUCGUUUUUUUCUCAAUAUUUUCAACAAGGUGUGUCAAGUUCAACGGUUGAUGGUCAAGUCUUCGCACAUGAUGACUUAACACUGGCUAUUCUCGACUGGGAAUGGGCGGGUGUUCGAUCACCGGCGCAUGAUCCGGGCACGUUUCUUUCCAGCUGUCGUGUUCAAAUGAUCGUUGAUCCUUCCAAUGAGAGUCUGCUGUGUUUCAUGAAUGCGUUUAUGGACACGUACAGAGACAGUGCCAGUCAACAUAAAGCCAAGUCGUCAUGCUGUUCUGGACGAGAUCUCUCACUUGUUGCUCAACUUAAGAAGGCAAUAUGUGCUGUCAUCGACGUUGUCUGGUCACAGAAGGUAGUGAAGAAACCUAGGCCAGUUCGUCUUACAACCACCUGGCUCAAUUUCAACACUCAUUCCAGAUCAAACUCGACGAGCUCUAUUGGUUCCCCUCACAAUAUUUUCACCCCGAUUUCGUCCACACCCUCAAGAUGGGGCAACGAUAUCUGGCCUGGUAAUUCGCCUGAUCUCAAUGCGGCAGAACAUAUUGGAUCAAUAAUCAAAGAUGAAGUUGAACAAAAAAUGUUAUCGGAAACUGGACAUAAUCGAUAUAGUAAAGACACACUCGAAAGACACAUUGUGGAUGUUUUGACGGAUGUGGAAGAAAACACCGAAUUGUUUGAAUCUCUUCUUUGUUCGUAUCCAUCUCGAACUCGUGCACUAAAGAGCGCUAAUGAUCGCCAUACUGAUUAUUAA
This is a messenger RNA of Adineta ricciae, 993 nucleotides long. NCBI's taxonomy places the organism in Eukaryota, Metazoa, Rotifera, Eurotatoria, Adinetida, Adinetidae. The record is from the annotation of a GenBank genome assembly.